Naegleria gruberi is the source of this 2517-nucleotide messenger RNA. RefSeq lists its product as uncharacterized. Lineage: Eukaryota; Heterolobosea; Eutetramitea; Acrasida; Naegleriidae. The record is from RefSeq and is a predicted model, not a curated record. Bases 1 to 2517 code for a protein of 838 amino acids. The transcript has a single exon.
AUGUAUGCGGAAUCUGGUUUGAAACUUGAAGAUUUAUGUGAUCCUGUUGUAUUAAAAAAGGAUGACGAGCUGUUUUAUGGAUUUUGGGGACAAGCAUUAAACCGAUCUCAACGCUCAAAGCAAUCAUCAAGUAAUGCAAUUAAAUCCAUCCAUCACUGGAAAGAGGUAUUUUUUCUUCAAAAUGACCCCAGAUUUCAAGUCGAAGAUAAGAGUAAAAAGAAAGAUGAAAAUCCUCCUCAAGAAGACAAGAAGAAAUUUAUGAACAUGCCAAGCAGAUUUUUCUGUGUCACUUCUAGUAUUGAUGGAGAAUUGGUUAAGGAAGGAUUUAAGGAAAGUGAAUAUUACGAAACGAGAGGAGAUUUAUUGACUUGGCAAUGUGCAAUACCUUGUUGUAAAUCAUUUUUUAGAGUUAAGGAAGAUUUUAGAUUUGAAAUCAACCAGGAAAGUGGAAGAGCUCCACCUUUAAAAUUUCAAGACAAACACCAUCAUACAAAGAAAGGAGAAGAUGGAUUUUCUGACUCACUUUUUACUUCGGUAUCUGAAGAAGAUUUUAAUUUUUAUUCUGCUACUGGAAAAACAGAUUAUUUCAAAAAAAAGCUCUACAUGGAUACUCCAAUCUCUGGAGCUGUUUUCCAUAAGGGAAACUCAGACAAGUUGAUACCUACACAAAUAGGGGAAAAAAGAGGAGCAUUCUACCAAUUCUUUUCUAACAAAGAUGUUCCAGAAAAGUUUAAAAAUCCAGAAAAUUAUCAAAGACCAGGAUCUGCCUCAAGAAGAGUAUCGUCUCUAUAUGGGAAGAAUAAUUAUGUUUUAGGGUCACUGGCAGAUAUUGGAAAGAUAGCAGAACAAACUUCAGAAGGAAUUAAAUCUGGUUUGAAUAGCAGGAGCUUAAUCGAAAGGAGAGAUGCUGUUUUACAGAGAUAUAAUUUAAUUAAUACAGAAGACGAGAAUAAUGAAGAAUAUAACACUGACAUACAUAAUAAUGGAAUUCACUUGCAUAAUGUAAAUAAUAACCUUAAAUUAUUGAUAGAGAACAAGAGUGGAGAUGAAUCUAGAUUCCAAGAGUUUUCAGAAGACGUUCAUGUAACGUUGCAUUCAUUUGCUGUUAAUGGUGAAAUUGACCCUUCAGAGGAAGGGUACAUGGAGGUUACAAUUAUUGAUCCAAUGAUUCAUUAUCACCAAUUCUACACAGAUAUUCAUAAUUCGGAUGAUAUAGUUACAGAAAGAGAUAUUCAAGAAUUUCGAAAGAAUCCUGUUCCAAUUAUUCCAAAAGAUUUUACUUUGGUGGCUGGCUCAACCAAUGUAAAAUUUAUCAUAUCAGUCCAAAUUUAUAAUUUAGAAGAUACAAUAGAUGAGCCUUUUCCCGUUAUUUCCUUCACUAGUCAAGUCUCUCCAACAAUUAGAAGAAAGAGAGAAGAGGAUGGUAUUUUUGUUGACUCGGUUAUCAUUAAUGCUCAAGACACUCUAUCAAAUAAGGUAUUGAAAAAUAUGCCAGUUAGAGGUAAGGUUAGUGUUGUAGUUCAACCAUUACUGCGGAAAAACACAUUGAUUACGAGGGUUGAAGAAAAACCUUGGCAACUUGUAGGAGAAUACAAUAUGAGGUUUUUAUUGGGAACACCAGUCAAGAAGUCAAACUUGGCGCAACGACCAAGAACAGAGGGAUCAUUAAGAAGACCUCACAGCCAGCUACCUGACAUUUCGGUUGCUUCUGUUCGAAUGUUAGACUUCUCCCUCAAAACAAGAGAUAGUGUCCACUCUCUAAAACUUAGAACAAUCCAAGAAGGUGAUCAAGGUGUAAAACUUGGUACAGUUUUUGUUGACAUGCCAAUCAGUGAUUUUUCAACAGCCAAUCCAACCAUACCUGUUCAUCAACCAGAGAUUAAGGAUGAUCGAAAAACUGCUUCAUUCUUUUCUGCUAGUUCAUCAACCAAUCCCACUCCUUCAGUAACCACGCCAACAGUUUUUAAUACUCCCAAGUCAGCUCUUGCAUCGAGUCCUUAUGAAGAUCCAUUCAAUAAGAAGGCCAUGCAGUAUUCUGACCUGCUGAACUCAAAAGUAAAAUCUGAAGAGGAUAUCGACCUCUACAAUCCAAAGAAACAACCAGUUAUUAACAGAAUUUUCUGUGAGAGCUGUAGAGGAGUUGCAAGACCAAGAGCAAAGAUGAACGCUACUGAUGAGCAAUGGAUAAAAACAUCAAUGAUCCCAUUUAGAACUUGGACCACUAAAAUCAAAAAGGCAAUCCAGGAGGAAGGAAGGUCAUUAUGUAUUUUAGAAAUAGGAGCAGAACAAAAACUUAGAACAAUGUCAGACACUGUUUUAAAGCAAAAUUCUGGUGCUGAAUUGAUUAGAAUCAAUCCAAAGCUGAGAAUGGUGAGAGGACAAAAGGAAGUGUUAAAGAUACCACAAGGAGCUGAAGGACAAAUUAACAUUAUCGAAGAUCCUUCUGCAUCUGCAGCCAUUAAGAAGAUUGACCAGUUCCUGACUGAAAUUAGUGAAAGGUUUAAUACGAGAAUGUAA